Penicillium salamii is the source of this 1308-nucleotide messenger RNA. The record is from the annotation of a GenBank genome assembly. NCBI's taxonomy places the organism in Eukaryota, Fungi, Ascomycota, Eurotiomycetes, Eurotiales, Aspergillaceae.
AUGUUGAAUCAGACGCAAGGGUGCCGUUUCACACUUUGGGCAUCGACAAUCUUUUGCCCGGGGGCCUUGCGAGGCCGUUUUUUGAUCAACUCUUUCUUCAAGGGUUCCUCUUUUCGGGGUUUUUCUUUUCAACAAUCUUCCCCGUCUGUACGGCAGUUCACCCGGCCGAGCGUCCAGCUGUUUGAUUUAAAUCAGAAGUUUGAAGAGGAAACGCAUCCAGGAUACAUAGCAGAAGUCUCGUAUUCUGUCAAUAUCGGUCAAGUCUUCCAAUCUCGGUACAAAGUCGUUGGAAAACUAGGGUUUGGUGGUUACUCUACGGUAUGGCUUUGCAAAGAUCUCACGUGGGACAAAUAUUUGGCAUUGAAAGUGUUCAGACGGGACUCAGCUGAAGGCGAAAGAGAAAUGGCGAACUACCAUCGCAUCAAUACAGUCAAAAGUUCGCACGCUGGUGCUAUGCUUGUUCGCACAGCGCUUGACAACUUUCAGAUAGAAGAUACUAGAGGAAGUUAUCAGGUUAUCAUACACCGGCCUCUUGGUGUGAGGCUAUAUGACCUCCGACAUCGAUUUACGGAAAGAAUACUACCUGAGAAAGCAGUGAAAAUGGUUCUAGCGCAUCUUCUGCUAGCCCUUGACUACCUCCAUACAGAGACCGGCAUCGUCCAUACCGACAUACAGGAAAAUAAUAUCCUGCUGGGUAUCGAAGAUGAAUCAUUAUUGGCUGAGUUUGAGGAAGACGAGAAAUCCAAUCCCAGUGCACGAAAAGUUGAUGGAAAUAGGGUGGUUUAUGCAUCGCGCGAAUUCAGAACAACAGACAACUUUGGUCGACCGGUUUUAUGUGACUUUGGUCAAGCUCGUUUCGGCUCUGCCCGUUACCAUGGUGAUAUUCAACCUUACACAUACCGAGCUCCUGAAAUUUUGCUGCGCACAAGUUGGGAUGAAAAGGUUGACAUUUGGAAUCUCGCGGUUCUCACAUGGAACAUCUUCCAGCGGGAGCCACUAUUCUAUGCUAAAGACCCAGAGAACAAAGACUCGACCAUUCAUCAUAUAGCUGAGAUGAUUGCGGUUCUUGGGCCGCCACCCGGAGACAUGUUACAGAGCAACGACUAUGCUACGAAAUUCUUUGAUUCAGAGGGUAAUUGGAGAGGCAUGGCCCCCAUACCAUCAACCACUUUGGAGCAGCGGGAGGAAUUCUUGCAAGGUGCACAGCAACAACUCUUUCUUGCCUUUAUGCGCAGAAUGCUUCAGUGGCGCCCAGAGGAUAGGAGUUCUGCCAGAGAAUUAUUGGCGGACCAGUGGCUACUUUCCUAA